AUGCAGAAUCGACCGGAUUUCAUAAAAUGCCUGAAAAAGGGAGGGUCAGAAAAGUGAGUUUGCUAGAGAAUCUGAGUGUUGGAAAAAUAAACAAAGUUUUUUAGAGCCAUUUCUGAGCUGAAGACGUUUAUGCGAAUCGAAUUGACGAAUAUCGAAAAUGAUGAAGAUUUGGAGGAAGAGGAAUAUCUGCUUUACAUGUAAGAGAUUUUAUUUAAAAGAAAAAAAAAUCAGAAAUCACGUGAAAUAUAAAACGUGAUCCAAAUUCCCACCCGCUGCUCAUUUCUCAUCUAUUUUUUCAGUGAAAAAGUGGAACUCGCAAAUUUUGCACUGAAACUUGCUCGAAAACUACUGCGAAAAAAAGGAUAUCGUCGAUUUUCUCGGCAUUGCCAUUGAUUGUAUUUGCUCAUUCAAACAAGAUGAUAUUUCUUCAGCGUUUUCGGGAAUUUUCGAAACCCUGAUCGAAUCGAAUUCCCAGACAAUCCCAAUUGUUCUGAACAUCGCAAGUUGUGAGUCAAUUCAGGUUUUUUUUUUGGUUAUCUGAACCAACGAAAACCAUUGUUUUUUUCUAGAUUGCUUUCCACAAUCUGGAAUCGCUUCAACAUCCCAGGAAAUCAACACAAUUCUCAGCUUCAAAACUCGCCAAAAAUUGGAAAAUGACGAGGAUUUUUACUAUGCUUCUCAUAUUUGCGACAAUAUUCUCGAAGGUGUUGCGGUUUCUGGAACAAGCAGAAAUAUUGACGGUUUCUGGCCACUUACACAAUAUCUAUUGAAGCAUAAAUCAAUCAAUAAACAAUGGAUUGCUCAGAGUUGUUUAUCUGCUUCACUUGCGAUUAUUGAUCGAUUUCCUGAAAGACAAUAUCAUUUUUUUGAUGAAUUGUUGACUUUGAUUGUUGAAGAAUUGGAGCUAGAAAUAAAAUUGGAAAAAGCGAGGGAUAUGAAAAAGCUGGAGAAUAUUAUGGAAAAUUUUAUGAGCGAGAACAAAGUUGCGUUGAUUUAUAAGAAUGACACAAGAAAUACGAUUUUCAAAUUCCUCCAAUAUUUUCUGGAAAUGGAUCUGAAAGUGGAUAUGUUUGUUAAUUGGAUUGUGAAAAUUUCUAGUUUCUCGGAUGUCGAAAUUUCAAGAAGAAGAUGUUUAGCAGUCAUGGAAUUGUGUGUCAAAAAAUCAUCGCUUCAACAUGCAUAUCUCGAUAUUCUUGUAUCAGUUAUGAAGAUUUGUAAGAUCACAAUCGCCGGAAAUUCGAUGUUCCGUCAAUUUGAAUCAUCGGAAGCUCGAAGUUCUGAAAAUUUUCUUCAAGAAUUGUCGAAAGUGGUUCAUCCAGAUGCACAAAGUUUUGCGAAGAAACUAUUGCCGAGUCCCGAUGUUCUUUGGGCGAAAUUGAGAAGCAAUGAAGUGUCGAAGGUUUCAGUGGUCCGAAAUGCGAUUAUUAUUGGAAGUUGUCAUUUUUUGAAUUCGGAAGAUGAUAAGAAGCAAAUUAUUCCCAUUUUGUUAUUGACAUGUUUGAAUGUAAGAAUUUUCUCAAAAAAUGUUUUUUUUAACAUCGAAAGAUCAAUUCACAAAAAGUAAAAAAAUGUCGAAAAAAACAUUGUAGGUCAAAAUUAGUUUUUCGAGUUUUUCAGCCAAAAAUGAUGACAAAUCAAUAUUUUUCAAGCGUUUGGAGUAAUUUCUGAUGAAAAUAAGCUUCGAGAACCCUAUUUUGCUUUAUUUUAUGAUUUUUUUCGAAAUUCAUCAAAAUUUAAUUAUUUUUAUUUUACGAAAAUCAGCAAAACCUUCUGGAAAGUGAAUUCCAAGGUCAAUUUUAAUCAGAAAUUACUCCAGAAGCUUCAAAAAUAUCGAUUUGUUAUCAUUUUUGGCUGAAAAACUCGAAAAACUAAUUUUAACCUACAAUGUUUUUUUUCGACAUUUUUUACUUUUUGUGAAUUGAUCUUUCGAUGUUAAAAAAACAUUUUUUUCGUUCGUGAAUCAGCCCUUCUGACUAAUGAACAAGUCUAGAGUUACUGUAGAUUUUUGGCGCCCUUCGAAAUCUGAAAUUCCAAAAAAUAUAUAUUUUCAGGAGCUUCGCGAGAAAUUUGGUCAAAAAUGGGAUAAAUUCCGUCUUCACAUCUCCGGAAGCUCCAACAAAACCCUCAGCGAUUUGAGCGAAUUCACCGACCCAAUUCUAAUGACUGAUGAAAAUCUGAAAAUCGACGCGUUGAAAUGUGCAUUAUUGAUCGAUAAAAAACCGCGACAAUUGAUGCAACUCGUGGCCGAUAUGACGAUUUCAAUUAUUUCCAAAGGAAAUUUGUUGGAAAUUGAGAAGAUCUUGCCGUUUUUACGAGUGUUUUUCGAGGAAAAUCCGGCUAGUUCUACAGAUAUUGUCAAAGAGAUUAUGAUAUUUUUGUCGAAAAAUGUUGCUCAAAACUCAUCGGCGAUUUUUCGAGUUAUUCAAGAGUAUCCGGGAGAUAUUGAAAUGGAAUUAGAUGUGAUUGAAAAACUCGUUGAGAAUUAUUCAAAUUCACCGGAUUUUCUCAAAGUUUUGUUGAAACUCUCGCAGAUUCCUCCAAAAGUUUUUGAAAAAAUCGAGAUUUCUUUGGAAGAAAAGAUUUUUAUCGAAAUUUGGGAAAAGUUUGCUAAUGGAAUUGUGGAUAUUGAUGUUUUGAAUAAGGUUUUUGAGAAGGAGAAAGGGCAGAAAUUCGCGGGAUUUGUGGAGAAUAUUAAUAUGAGCAAUUUGUAAGGAUUUCUUUUUCUUCAGGCAAAUUUAAAUAUAAUAGAAUUUUUCCAGAGCCGAGGAAGUCAAAGUUACUGUAUAUUCAACACUUGGUGCACAUUUUGUGAUAAAAGAUGAUUUGACAAAUCUCCACUCGCUCAUCGGAAUUCUCAACAAAAAUCAUAUUUUUGAAAAAAUAUCAUGCAAUUUUCGCCAAAACUCUGGUCUCUCGUAUAUUGUUUGA
This is a messenger RNA of Caenorhabditis angaria, 2928 nucleotides long. NCBI's taxonomy places the organism in Eukaryota, Metazoa, Nematoda, Chromadorea, Rhabditida, Rhabditidae. The record is from the annotation of a GenBank genome assembly.